Molecule: messenger RNA, 2282 nt
Organism: Entamoeba dispar SAW760
Lineage: Eukaryota; Evosea; Mastigamoebida; Endamoebidae
Exons: 1
Source: RefSeq, a predicted model, not a curated record
AUGGUUGAUUUAUCUUCAGAUACGUUUGAAGUUAAUAAUAUUUUCACAUUUAUUGAUCAAUCUCAUACGUUUGAGUGUGCUAAUGUAUUUAAAUAUUUUAUUCCUUCUAAAUUAACUUAUGAAGAAAUACCAUCAAAUACUUCAUUAUUUCUAGUAGAAUGGAAAGGUUUUUCUAUUCUUCGUUCCACAUGGGUUUUACGUGAAGAAAUAGAAGGGAAUUCUCGAAUUGAUCCAGAUAAUCUAUUUAAGAAAUUUAUUGACCAAAAUACAAUUGAUGGAAUUUUAUAUCAACCUCGUUUAACUAAGAUUAUUCCUGCUCGUGAUUUAGUUCCUGAAAAAAUUUUAUCGUCAUGUUAUGAUGAAACAGCUACAGAAAUGUUCACUGUUAAAUGGAAAUAUUGUGGGGAUGUUUUCUUAUCUACUGAAGAGCCUAGUUUUUUUGAUAACCCUCGUUAUAAAAUGCUCAUAACUCAAUACACAAAUAAAGUUGAAAAAAUUAAACCACUUUCUAGUCUUUCUAAUCCACUAACAUUAAAUGUAGAAACUAUAAAUCUUGAGUAUAAAGAAGAAGUAGAAUUAUGUAAUAAAGUAUUUGAAAAAAUGCAUAAAAACCAUGGGUGUUGGAUAAAAAAAACAGGAGAAGCUGAUGGAGAAUUAUUUGUUACACAUAAAUUAAAAAUAUCAGUAUUAAUGUAUAUGAAACUAUUAAUGGAUAAUGGUAUUAAAGGACCUCAUUUAAUUGUUACAGAUGAAGCUGGAAUAGAUUUCUAUAAAGAGAAUAUUGAAAAAAUUAUUCCAAAUGCAUAUGUUACUUUUAUUACUAAAGUACCUAAAGAAGAAGAUAUGAAAGAGGUUUUAGAUAAUGAAUUAUAUCAUACAGAAACUGAUUGUUUAAAGUGUUCAUUUGUAGUUACUACAACAAUGGCAUUUCAGUUUAGAGUUAAUGUUGAAUUUGAUAUUGUUAUUAUUGAUACAGAACCAUCAUUAUUUUUUAAUUCUAAAUAUUAUAUUAAAGAACAUACAUUUUUAUUAUUAUACAAUGGAACAUUUGAUGAGGCUAUAAUUAAAAAUCAUUGUAGACGAAGAAAAAUUAAAGAAUUACAAAAAUUUGAAAAUAACAUGUUUUCAUAUUUCAUCAGAUAUGUUGACGUUUAUUUAAAUAUUCAUCAAAUACAAAAACCAAUAUAUAAUGAUUUAAUUACAAUAGCAAAAAGUUGUAACAAUGAACAAACAGGAGUUAUAUUAAAUGAAAUAAAAAAAUUACUUAUUUAUCCAAAAAUGUUUGAUACAAAUUUAAAAACUCAAGGAACAAAAGUUGAUUUUAUUUUAAAAUGUAUUAAAAUAAUAGGAAAUAUUCCAGGAAUUAAAUUAGCAGUAUUAGGAGAUUAUGAUAUGCCAUUAAGAUAUAUUUCUAAAAUAACAAGGUCAAAUUACAUUGAUUGGAAAAUUGAUAUUAAAAAAACUAAAGCAAUUUGUGAAAUUAUGAAAUGUCCUUCUGAAAAAAGUGCUGAAAAAGUUAAAGAUUUAUUUGAACAAGAAUUAAAUAAUGAUAGUACUAGAAAAACACCUAUUACUUUAAGUGGAAAUUCAAGAGUUGUUUGUGUUCAUAAUUCAUGUAUUUCAACUGAAAUUGAUUUAAGUUGUAUCGAUAUUGUAAUUGAUAUGAGUAAUGAUUAUACUCCAUUAUUUGAAACAAAUAUUCGUAAUAAAUAUAUGAUGGCUACAGUAAAACAAAUUAUUGCAUUUGAUAUGUCAAUUAAAAAUACUAUUGAUGAAAUUACUUCUUCAAUGAAUGAAUUAGAUGAUACUUUAACUCUUUCUCAAGAAUUACAAGUUUAUAGAAAUUUAAUAAAACAUAAUUCAUAUCGUUUUGGUUAUAAAGGAAAAUCAAAAUCAAUUAAAUUUGGAAAAUUAGGUCAAGAAAUUUUAAAAUAUGGAACAGAAUAUGAACAAUUACAACUCGUUAUUGAAGUAAUAAAAGAUGAUAUAGAAAUUAUUAGUAAUUUUGAAAAAAAUGGGUUUAUUUCUAUUAAUGAUAUUAAUAAAGAACUUAACACUCAAAAUCAACAAAUAUCAAAAGUUCAAAAAUUACCAAAAACAUUAAAAUUACCUGUAACAGUUGAUCAUUCUUCUAAAAAAACUCCUACAAUUAAAGUUUCUCCUCCUACUAUAUUUAAUAAAGAAAGACUUUCUCAAAAAUAUCCAGACCAAUUCAAUUCUGAAAAUAAAUUAGAUAAAAUUAUUUCUCUUGAUGAAAAUGUAAAUCCUACUAAAACAAAUUC